Messenger RNA from Varanus komodoensis (Komodo dragon), 3553 nucleotides. It is a transcript of the gene HYAL1, whose product is annotated as hyaluronidase 1. Lineage: Eukaryota; Metazoa; Chordata; Lepidosauria; Squamata; Varanidae. The coding region runs from base 580 to 1899 and encodes 439 amino acids. Gene Ontology annotation, molecular function: hyalurononglucosaminidase activity. The transcript has 3 exons. Gene Ontology annotation, biological process: carbohydrate metabolic process; hyaluronan catabolic process. The record is from RefSeq and is a predicted model, not a curated record.
UUUAACCUGUGUUCAGAGGGAUCUUGUCUGCUUACAUACACUGAUCAGACCUUUGGGCUGCAGAGUGACUCUGUGCUUUUUUGUAAGAGGAAAAAAUUUCUCCACCUGGGAGAGAGAGAGAAAAGCACUCCCAAGCUUGUUUUGGAUAAGAAUAUUGCUGCUCAUCCUGGCAACCAUGAGCUGGACCCAAAUGUCUGCCAAUGCCACUGGAAAAGCAAAGAGCAAAGGUCAGUGGUAAGUGAAAUCAACAUUGCAUUACAGAAGAGCGCAGGACUCUGGUAUCUGUUUGUUAAUUAACAUACCUCUCUAGAAGAAUCUGGAAAUGUGAGAGGGAUAUCAAAGAAUCAUCUAGCAAGAUUCUGAGAUUCCCUUUUCCAUCUUCCUCAUCUUAGAGGUGGGGUAAGGAAGAAAACUGCCAACUCUGAGAGCUCCUGUGCCCUUCUGUUGAAAUUCACUUCCCCAUCUACAGAAGCAGGUACAGUAUUCCGUUUGCACAAGUCAUCCAGAAGUUGGCAUCGUUGAAGUGGAAAACAAGACUGGAGCCCUUUCCUGGUAUCUUGGAAAACGUGUUUCAAAAUCAUGCUUAUUCUGACAUACAUGACAAUAUGGACCUGCUUACUGAAUGGUUUCACAAUGACUUGGUACCACAGAAUGGCUGGAGGAGACCCUGUAAUAUCGGAUCGGCCAUUUGUCGCCAUCUGGAAUGCUCCCAGCGAGGAAUGUGAAGAGAAAUACAAUGUUUCCCUUGACUUAGAGACUUUCUAUGUGAUCUCCAACCAGAAAGAAACCUUCAUGGGGAAGGAUAUCACCCUUUUCUAUGGCAACAGGUUAGGUUAUUAUCCACACUACACUGAGGAUGGAACUGCAGUCCAUGGGGGUAUCCCCCAAAAUGCCAGCCUAAAAGAACAUCUCUGGAAGGCUCAGCAAGACAUUGAAAUAUCCAUUUGGGAAAAAGACUUCAAAGGGUUGGCAAUUGUGGACUGGGAGAGCUGGCGGCCUUUGUGGGUUCGGAACUGGGGGUCCAUGGAAAUCUAUCAGAAUAAAUCUUUAGAGCUAGUUAAGGAGCAGCACCCUGACUGGCCUGCGGAUAUGGUGGCCAUGGAAGCCCACCUAGAAUUUGAACGAAGUAGUCGGGAAUUCAUGGAGAAGACUCUAGCCCUUGGCAAAGGCCUGAGACCAAAAGGUUUCUGGGGCUUCUAUGGCUUCCCUGCCUGCUAUAACUACAACUACAACCUUGCCAAUUACACAGGAGACUGUCCAGAGAUUGAGAAGCAGAGAAAUGAGGAAUUGCAGUGGCUCUGGAACCAGAGCACGGCCUUUUAUCCAAGUAUUUAUCUCCCCCAAAAGGUCAGAUUCUUCAACAGAACUCUUGAGUUUGUGCGUCAUCGGCUCCAAGAGGCAUUUAGGAUGGUGAACCGGACAGGGACUGGCAGCACCCCAGUCUUGCCAUAUACUUCUAUGGUGUAUGAGUUCACAGAGGACUUCCUCACACAGGAGGACCUGGUCCACACCAUCGGUGAGAGUGCUUCUCAGGGUACUGCUGGAGUCAUCCUGUGGGGAAGUACAAACUCCAGUGCUUCACAGGAAGCCUGUCUGCACUUGAAGACGUAUAUGGACACUCUUCUAGGGCCGUACAUUGUAAAUGUGACCAGCAGCAGCAGGCUGUGCAGCCAGAUCAUGUGCUCAAUGAAUGGACGCUGUGUGAGGCAAGAGAGCCACCGGGAAGCUUUUCUCCAUCUCAGUCCUGACAGCUUUUCCAUUAAGAGGCAUCCCUUGAAGCCACACUUCACUGUGAGAGGCCAGAUGUCAACGGAGGAGCAACUUAAGAUGGCCAAAGAAUUCAUGUGCCAGUGUUACACUGGCUGGGAAGGCUUCCAAUGUGAGAAAAAGUCAGCCUAGAAUGACAGGUACUCUGCCUAGAGUAACAUCUUGUGUCCAUACAUGUGCUGCAAGAUGAAUAGGUAGAUGGGGAUAGAUGUGCUUGUUUUGUAAUUGUAAAAAAGGCAUCUAUACAAAGCAUGUACUCCAUAUUCCAUCCCAACCCUCUGGCAUAAAAUUUCAUCAUAGUAUCUUCCUCUCAACGUGCAAAUGCGUGCAUGGACACACGCAGACUACCUGCAGAAGCAUCCUUCUGACAUCUACCUGAAAGAUAUAUUCUACUCCCAAGAUAUACAAAUUGUUUGAGAGGGACAGCCUUAAAAAAGGCCCCCCUGCAGUGCGCCAACAAUCUGCACUAAAACUAUCAACACAUGUGAGCAUCUCUCUAUUUGUGUGCGUGUUUACAUAAACUGUUAACGGCAUACAUUCUUGGCUGUUGUUCCUGUGUGCGAGUGUACUCCAAGAGGACUGGUAAUUAUUAUGUGUAGGCUUUGUGUUUCAAGCGGGAGUCAUACAUCUGUUUUCAAAUUUUACUAGUAGUGAAGAGGAUGUCUUGGGUUGAAUGCAUGCCAAAUUUCAACUUUUUGUCUGGUAAGGAAGCCCGCUGUAGAGCUAAUACCACAAAACAGACUCUGUGAUGGAUUAUGCUGUUCUUUCCCAUUUCCAGAUGAGAGUGGCACUGCCAUGCCAUGCCAUAGUCAGACUCCGAAGGGCCAACAGUCAAAGGUCCAAGGAAGCAUUAUUUCAAAUUGUCAGUCUUAGAUCAUCUCUGUACAGGAUGCACUCAGCAGCAGUUGUUACUGCUAUUCAGUAACAACAAUUUGUUACUGCAAAUGUGUGAAGACUAUGGGUCAGUAUUUGCAUCUGAUGUAUCUCUUAAAGCAGAGACUCAAACUUUUUUGGAAACAUGGACACAUUUAGCAAUUUUAGAAAAUGCUGCAGGCACCAGCACAAAUGCCUAAUCAGUGGGUUGUCCCUUUGAUAUCUCCUCGGCCCGGCUAUGGAUCUUAGCUUUUGUCUUAUUCAGUGAAAUGUUCUUUCAUGUCCAUUGGAUAAUGCAUUGCCCUUUAAUGUAAAAUCAUAGAAUAGAGCUGGAAGGAGCUAGAAGGUCUAACCAUGUACUGCUGCAGGACACUAAGUUACACCAUCCCACUCAGAUGACUGUCUAGACACUUUGAGUUUUGGGAUUGUUUGAUUCAGCUAAUUGAUGGUGGUACAGUACAGGAAAUGCUUCUUGUAAAUAUAUGUCUUGGCAAUGUCCAGUAGUUGUUUCCUUUUGGGAGAAGGUUUUUACACAGACAAAUUCUGUACUGGAGCGCUCCUUAAUAUUUACUGAUGUACAUGCCAAUUAAAUUUAUUAACCUGCUCCAUGGAAAUUAACAAAUAGAAGGAGAAAUGAAUCCUCUGUGCCCUUCGGAAAGUGAAAAGACAGAUAUACUGCACGAGAAGGAUAAACACACCCUUGUCAUAAUGCAAGGUAUUAAGGACCUUUACAGUGCUUUGAAUUUAUGAGUAGGUGACAUAGAGAUGCUAACUUCAGGCAGAUGCUUAUUUGGAUAUUUGGUCUGUUUUUCUUGAAGCCAAGGUAUAGUUGCUACACUGUUGUAUGCAUUUCAAACAUGUCUGUGUAUGUAUAUUAAAAAUGGGGGGAUAUUAAAAUGGGUACCUGUGGUCA